Molecule: messenger RNA, 1528 nt
Organism: Eurypyga helias (sunbittern)
Lineage: Eukaryota; Metazoa; Chordata; Aves; Eurypygiformes; Eurypygidae
Gene: GJA1
Product: gap junction protein, alpha 1, 43kDa
Exons: 2
Coding region: 252-1397 (381 amino acids)
Biological process (GO): heart development; cell-cell signaling
Cellular component (GO): connexin complex
Molecular function (GO): transmembrane transporter activity
Source: RefSeq, a predicted model, not a curated record
AGUCUGAGGCUUGAAAACUUGUUAAAAGCUCUCCCAGCGUUCCAAGUUAGAAAAAACUUUUACGAGGUAUCAGCACUUUUCUUUCAUUAGCGGGGAAGGAAGGAUGAAAAAUACGGAACAGCGGUAGACUUUUAAAGUUUAAAUAGACAGGUCUGAGUGCCUGAACGUGCUCUUCGAUUUUACUUUAACCCUCCAAAGAAGUAUUCUGAUCCAGUUUCACUGCUGAUCAGCAAGGCCAGCAUCCUGUGAAGAUGGGUGAUUGGAGUGCCUUGGGAAAACUGCUUGACAAGGUUCAAGCCUAUUCUACUGCAGGAGGGAAGGUGUGGCUGUCUGUCCUCUUUAUUUUCCGAAUCUUGCUACUGGGGACAGCAGUCGAAUCUGCGUGGGGAGAUGAACAGUCGGCUUUCCGGUGCAACACUCAGCAGCCUGGUUGUGAGAACGUCUGCUAUGACAAGUCCUUCCCCAUCUCCCACGUGCGCUUCUGGGUUCUGCAGAUCAUAUUUGUGUCUGUACCGACGCUUUUGUACCUGGCUCAUGUGUUCUAUGUAAUGAGGAAAGAAGAGAAGCUGAACAAAAGAGAAGAAGAGCUCAAGGUGGUCCAAAAUGAUGGUGUGAAUGUGGAUAUGCACCUCAAGCAAAUAGAAAUUAAGAAAUUCAAGUAUGGGAUCGAAGAACAUGGCAAAGUGAAAAUGCGUGGGGGACUGCUCCGUACUUACAUCAUCAGCAUCCUGUUUAAAUCUGUCUUCGAGGUGGCUUUCUUGCUGAUACAGUGGUACAUUUAUGGGUUUAGCCUGAAUGCCAUCUACACCUGUGAGCGAGAUCCGUGCCCGCACAGAGUGGACUGUUUCCUCUCCCGUCCCACUGAGAAAACCAUCUUCAUCCUCUUCAUGCUGGUCGUGUCCUUGGUGUCUCUUGCCUUGAACAUCAUUGAGCUUUUCUACGUGUUCUUCAAGGGCGUCAAGGAUCGUGUGAAAGGGAAAACCGACCCCUACUCCCACAGCGGUACCAUGAGCCCUUCCAAGGACUGUAGCUCCCCCAAAUAUGCUUAUUACAAUGGGUGCUCCUCACCCACGGCCCCCUUGUCUCCCAUGUCUCCCCCAGGGUACAAGCUCGUUACCGGAGACAGGAACAAUUCCUCCUGUCGUAACUACAAUAAGCAAGCCAGCGAGCAAAACUGGGCCAACUACAGCGCGGAACAGAACAGAAUGGGGCAGGCUGGCAGCACCAUCUCCAACUCACAUGCCCAGCCCUUCGACUUCUCUGAUGAGCACCAGAACGCUAAAAAACUGGCGUCGGGACAUGAGCUGCAACCCCUCACCAUUGUGGACCAAAGGCCUCCCAGCAGAGCCAGCAGCCGAGCCAGCAGCAGGCCUCGACCUGAUGACCUGGAGAUCUAACCUUCUAGCUGCAGUACUUGCUCUACUAUGAAACGAUGUGCAUCGGAAGAUGCCGUCAGUGCUGAUCUUGUUCCAGUGGAGGUGGUACUUAACAGUUGCAAGCAGGAGUUUUUAACAAUCAUAAAAACAAA